CGUCAUAAUUAAACGACUCCAUAUGAUUAUAAUAAAAAUUUCUCACAGCUGAUUGCUGAAUUGCUUUGACUUAGUUGCUGAACCAGCCGCUGUUAAGGAACAACAUAAAAAAAAAUCUAUUUUCGGCAAAAAUGGAAAUAGAUCAUGACUGUACUGGAAAUUGCAAACUUUCACAUCAUGGAAACAUAAUUAGUGCUGCUUUAACUAAACAUGAUAUUGAAGAGACGAAACUGAUAAGAUAUUUGGUCUUAACUUGUAAAAAUUACUCCAAGAUAAGCGACUCAAACGGUCGAACAGCUUUAAUGAUUGCUUCAUCUAAUGCAAAACCGGUUGUAGCUGACUUUCUUUUAGAACAUGGAGCUAAUUUUCAAGCAAAAGACUUUGAAUCAAAUCAAACGGCUUUGCAUAGAGCACUUUACUAUGGAUGGGUAGAAAAUGCAAUAAUAUUAAAGCGAUAUGGAGCUUCAUUUGAUAUUUUUGAUGCUGACUACUUGGUUCCGCUUCAAUUGAUUCCAUAUGGUUCACAAUAUUCAGUUGAGCAAUUUGCUUAUGUUUUCGGAAAAAAUAAGAACUAUAAUCUUGGAAUUGGAAAUACAACUUCAAAGCAGUAUCCAGAUGCAUUAAAAUCACUUCCAUCAAUGCGUGAAGCGUCAGUCAAUAAGUUUCACAGUCUUUUUCUAUCAAACGAUAAUAAAAUUUUCGUCUGUGGAGUUGGUAAGGAAGGACGGUUAGGUAUUGGAAACGAAUCGACAAUUGUAACUCCUCAAGAAGUCUCGAUAAAGUACAAUUACAAAAAUGAAAGGAUAUCUUCAAUAUCAGCAGGUCUAUAUCACACACUUGUACGUACUCAAAAAGCAAUUUACGGUUGCGGGAGUAAUCAGCACUUUCAACUUGGAAUGAAGACUACUGAUAAAGUUCUUACAUUUACUGAAAUCAGUUUUGACCGUACUGAAAUUAAUGUCUUGAAAAUGCAUACAAUUAUUGCUUGUGACUAUCAUUCGGUCUUUGCUAAUGAGCAAGGAGUUUAUGUUUGUGGACUAAAUGUUGGACAAUUUGGAGGAGUACAAGAAUCAAUAAUAUCUCCAAAAAAAUUGUCGAAUCCUGUUCCAGGUCAUAAGGAUGUUAAAAUAGAAUGGGCACAGAGUAAUAAUUGCUGCAUUUGCGUGUAUUCGUCCAAUAAGGAAAUGAACUUCUUUACAGUUUUCUAUAAUAAAAGAGUAAAAUCGUACAAAAAUCCAUUAAUGGAGAAUUUCCAACAAUGUGCAAUAAUUGGCGGUGAGAUGUUAUAUAACAGUGACGAAAUAUCCAAAAGUUCAUCACAAAAGCCAUUAUCAAUCACAAUUUUGACUCAGUACAAGAAUCUUUACAUCUGGUAUGAGGAUAUUUCACAAUUUGUGAAAGUUCAUUUAUCGCCACUCUUUACUACACAAAUUCGUGACUUUUUACCAUGCGGAGAUGAUUUGCUGAUUGAUGCUGAUGGACAGUUAUUCAAAGCAAGUAUACAGCACAAAAUUUCUAAAAUUUAUCAGCUAAAUUCCGAAUAUCAGGAAUUUCAUUCAAAACGUGACACUGCACAGUUCUUGGCCUCAAAAAUGUCUUUGAAGCGUAUCCAGAAUGUUUCAAAUGUUAACUCAUUCUGCUGCGAUGUUGAUGGAGAAAGCUUCAUCACAAUAAUGAAUCAGAGGCGAGUAAAGGUACCAGAAUUAACAACUGAGGCUUACGACUUUACAAUCCUCCUUGAUGACUAUCAAUUCGAAGGAAGUGGAAUCAUGGAUGUAACUUUUAUGGUGAAAAAUACACAAUUUAAGGCCAAUAAGUUUGUCGUGUUCUCAAGAUGCGAGCUCCUCAAAAAUUUUAUCAAGCAUGACACGAAAAAUGAAAUUUGUACGAUUGAGGAUCGAAGAUUAACGCCAGAAAUGUUCAAGUGUAUUUUAAUAUGGGUUUACAAAAAUAACAUAACAAGUGCAGAAAUGAAUGAUGUCGUUAGGACUGCUUCUGAUGAAAAUGCGAAGAAAAGAAUUGCAAAAGACUUUCAUGACAUUGCUGUUGAAUGGAACUUGAAUGGAGUUUACAACUUAAUAGUUACACAUUUUUCAAAUUUCAUUAAGCGACCAGAUAAAAUGACUUACAAGACCUUCCGUUGGUUUUUAAUUGAUGAUUUACCGGAUCUUUAUGAUGUUACUAUUUUGCUUGACGAGAAUCAAAAAUUAAGAGCUCAUAAGGUGGUUCUUAUGAUGAGAAUUGAGUACUUUAAAAUGAUGUUUUAUCAUAGUUGGAGUGAAAAUAAUACAGUUGAUUUAAAACAUAUAUCUAUGAGCUUCAUGAGACCAAUAGUUCAAUAUGCUUACGAUAAUGACGUGAAUGCAUUAAAAAAGGCAGACUUUUCAGAAAAUUUUGUCUACAAUAUGAUUGCAAUUUGUGAUCAAUAUUUGAUUGAAAAUAUGAAAUUAAUUUUUGAGACAAUUGUAUGUGAAAGAAUCACAUUAAGGAACUGUGCAGAAAAUUUGGACUUUAGCUUCUCCUACAACUGUAAUGUAUUAAAGAAAUAUUGUAUGGAAUUUAUAGCAUUGAACUUUGCUAGAUUGAUUGAAGGGAAUUACCUUGAGUGUCUUGAUUCAUUUAUUCUGAAGGAACUAAGCUUGUUCUAUCGAAAGUUCUUCCACUUUGAAAAUGAUUCAAAUUACAUCAUUACGCCAUCAUACGACGCUCCAACUGAAGAAGAUAUUGAUGAGAUUAUUAAAGAUUUCAAUUUGGAAUCGUAUUGCAGUUCUAAUCAGAAAGGUGAGAAAAAGACACCGAAAUCAAAAAUACGCUUGUCAAAAACAGAAUUAACAAGGAGAAGCUAUGAAAAAGAAGCUGUAAAGAACCUCCAAAAGGAAAUUGAGGAAUCACCGAUUAUUGAACCUAUGUCACCAAAAUCACCAGAUGUCUCAAUUGAUGAUGGAAAGUCAUGGCAGAAGAAGGAAAGAGAACGAAAAGACAGCUACAAAAAUAAGAAACUUCUUGCAGCUAUCAAAUGUAAUGAAGUCAUAAAGGAAGAGCCUGUCAAAGAAGAUCCAAUGAUUGAUUUGAAGAAUUUAAAAAUAACUGACAUAAAUGACUUGUCUAUACAAAGAAAUGCCAUAACACUUGCCGAUUUUACAGUAAAAGUAAAAGCUAAAAAUAUCCCAACUGUCGUCACAGAGAGUCCAAUACAGCAACAAGAAAGUAUUAGAGUAGCUUGGAAUAUGGAUAAUGUUGAAUUGAAGCCUGUAAAUAAGGAACCAAUUGAUAUUUUUAAAAUUUCAUCACCUUCAACUUCUAAGCAAAAAGCACCCAAAUCCUCAGGAAAUAAGAAAUUCACUGCCAUUAUAAAAGACGAGAAGAAAGAGAAGCAAAUUUUUGAGAAAAUCAAAUCCAAGUCGUUGAUAUUGACUCAAAUUGAGGAACGUGCUAUACAAGAACUGUCUGAAUUUUACAAUAUAAACAACAUAUUUGAUGAAUCUAUUAAGAUAUGCAGGAAAAUACAACCAACAUCACAGAAUUUAUCACAAUGGUAUAGUGGACAUAUUUAAGUUUUAUUGACUUGCUUGUUUCAACUACUGGGGGUCCUCGAUUUGAGUAGAUUCGAUUUGAAUAGAAAUAUUUUAACCCACCAAAAUAUUCGAUUUGAGUCAGAGCUGCGAAACAGA
Chironomus riparius is the source of this 3671-nucleotide messenger RNA. The record is from the annotation of a GenBank genome assembly. Lineage: Eukaryota; Metazoa; Arthropoda; Insecta; Diptera; Chironomidae.